This is a messenger RNA of Drosophila ficusphila, 1180 nucleotides long. RefSeq names its product SUMO-activating enzyme subunit 1 (gene Aos1). The coding region runs from base 109 to 1122 and encodes 337 amino acids. Gene Ontology annotation, molecular function: SUMO activating enzyme activity. Lineage: Eukaryota; Metazoa; Arthropoda; Insecta; Diptera; Drosophilidae. Gene Ontology annotation, cellular component: SUMO activating enzyme complex; cytoplasm. The record is from RefSeq and is a predicted model, not a curated record. The transcript is spliced from 3 exons. Gene Ontology annotation, biological process: protein sumoylation.
GUGUUUUUAAAACGCGUUAGUGCAUUUCGCUGGCGUCUUUCUGAAUUCUUUUAGCAAACAAAGUUUAGAUUUGUGCAAAUUAUUAACGUUUAACAAUUCAAAUAAAUAAUGGGCGUGGAAAUGGAUACCAAUGAGACGGGCGUGGAGCUCACGGAGGCGGAGAACGAGCUGUACGACCGACAAAUUAGACUAUGGGGUCUGGAAUCCCAAAAGCGCCUGCGCACUGCCAAGAUUCUCAUUGCCGGACUGUGUGGCCUUGGCGCCGAGAUAACCAAGAACAUCAUCCUGUCCGGUGUUAACUCUGUGAAACUGUUGGAUGACAAACUGGUCACUGAGGUAGACUUUUGUUCGCAGUUCCUCGCCGCACGUGAAUCCCUAAACACUAACCGCGCGGAGGCGUCUUUGGUUCGGGCAAGGGCGCUUAAUCCGAUGGUGGACAUUUCCGCCGACAAAGAACCAUUGAAGGAGAAGACCGCUGAGUUCUUUGGCCAGUUUGACGUGGUAGUUGUCAAUGGCGAGACCAACGAAGAGCUGCUGCGCAUCGACAACAUUUGCCGGGAACUAGGCGUAAAGUUUAUAGCCACUGAUGUCUGGGGCACGUUUGGCUUCUAUUUUGCCAGUCUGCAGAAGCACAGCUACGUAGAGGAUGUAAUCAAACACAAGGUCGUAUCCAACCCGGAUAAGAAAAAGAAGUACGAAACCGUGUCCAUUCCAACACAGCGCGAAGUUGAUUAUCCCGGCUACUUGGCCUGGAUUGAUUUUGAUAUAACAGCACCCAGUUAUUCGCGCAAGCUGAAACGAAACGGACCAGGCGUCCUGCUGCUGAGUGUUCUGCAGAAGUUCCGCACCACCCACCAGCGAGAUCCCAACUACAAGAGUAGAGAUGCGGAUCUGAAAUUGCUGCGCGGGAUUUGCGACGAACUGUUGCCCAACAACGCCCUUAGUGAUGAAGCUUUGGGCAUGAUAUUUGCCCAGAUUUCUCCAGCUGUGGCAGUAGUUGGUGGCGUUGUGGCCCAAGAAGUCAUUAAAGUGGUUACCAAAAUGGAAGCGCCGCACCGCAAUCUCUUCGUAUUCGAUCCGGAGACUUGUGCUGGUUACUUUGAGACCAUCGAAGCCAAGUAAAUCAAAUGCUUUUUUAAAAGAUCCUAAAUUUUAAAUAACACCGCAGUUGAAAAUUUUA